CACGAUUACGCCGUGGACUACAAAACGCCUAAGUAUGGCAGGUGUCCAUCUCCGAGGUGGUAUACGUGCUACUUUUACACAAUGUCGGUCCUCUUCACUUCCAUCUCAGCUGGAAACACAGUAUCUACUGAAGAUGUACGAAGUACUUUUGCCAAGCUCAAUGUCAGCGUACCCGAGUCAGAAGAGGACGAUUAUCAGAAACUCCUCGCAGCUAUACAUGAUUGUGCCGAUACAGUAGCUGCGUUGCCUGACUUCCAUGCGUCAACAGACUUGGAGAGGUUCCCUAGAAAAAAUGUCCAGAGGCCCACUCUAGACGAGAAUGUACUUGGUCAUGCUUGGGCACAUACUUUUUCUAUCAAAGAUAAACAGCCAUCUGGACUUUUGACAGGCAAAACCGUCUGUCUCAAGGACUGUAUAUGUGUUGCUGGCGUUCCUCAACUCCUCGGUACCGACAUCAUCGACCCAUGGAUACCAGAAGCAGAUGCUACAGUCGUUCGCUGGGCCUUGGAAGCAGGGGUAGAGAUCGUUGGCACUGCACACUGUGAGAACUGGUGUCAGAGUACUUCAUCGUUCUCGAGUGCACAAGGUAUCGUCCACAAUCCGUACGCAGAGGGCUACUCAGCUGGAGGAAGUACAUCUGGAGCUGCAGCAUUGGUUGCUGGAGGUCUUGUCGACAUCGGCAUCGGAGCUGAUCAGGGUGGCAGUAUCAGAGUGCCUGCUUCACUCUGCGGAUGCGUUGGGCUGAAGCCAACUCAUGGUCUAGUACCAUACACUGGCAUUGCUAGCAAUGACCCUAUUGAUGACCACGCUGGUCCUCUAGCUCGGACUGUUGUGGAAGUUGCCGAAUGCUUGGAUGCCAUUAGCGGGUACGAUGGCAUAGAUGAUCGCAGUCUCGGUGCUCCCAAACAUGCUACUACCUCCUUCGCAGCCGAUUUGAAAUCGAUCGAUAGCGCGAAAGGUAUGCGAGUUGGCAUUCUCACUGAAGCUUUCGAGAUUGCGUUGCUGGAUAAAGAUGUCAAAAGCGUUGUCCUGUCUGCAGCAAACAAAUUCAAAGCUCUGGGUGCGACGGUAGAAGAAGUCUCCAUUCCUAUGCACCCGAUGGGUAAUGCUAUCUGGACGAUACAACAGCGUAUCUCCGGCUAUUUGGCUCUCCAAGGCCAGCAGACUGGUCGUCAUGGCUACGGUCUCACAGGUCUAGAGACGGCAAAGCUUCCCUGGACACAAGAGAAAUUCGACAAAUGCUUCCCAACCACAAAGAACAUCUUCUUGAACGGAAAAUACCUCAUCGACAGCUUCCCAGCCCUCUACCCAAAAGCACAAAAUCUAUGUCGUCAGCUCCGUCUUGCUUACGAGAAAGCCUUCGAGAAGUACGAUGUCCUCAUCACUCCCACGACUCCAUUUGUUGCUCCAAAACAUGGAGCUUUGACAACCCCAAUAGCUACCAUAGCACCGACUGUGGGACUGACGAGUAACACUGUUCAAUUUGAUGCUACAGGACAGCCUGCUAUGACGAUACCGAUUGGCUUCUUACCUGCGAAAGAGGACGAUAAGGUCAAGUUGCCAGUAGGCAUGCAGAUUAUUGGCGGAAUGUGGCAAGAUGGAAAAGUGCUACGAGCUGGUCACGCUUGGCAGAGUGCUUUUGACUGGAAGGCUUAAAUAUGCUGCGGCAGAAACUGAAUAUUGCUUACUUGCAUUAUCAGAGGUUUCAAUCUUGUUUAUAUAGAAUUGAUAAUCGUAAUAACAAGAAACUCCGGAUAGUAAUCUUUAGCGAG
Molecule: messenger RNA, 1772 nt
Organism: Aureobasidium subglaciale EXF-2481
Lineage: Eukaryota; Fungi; Ascomycota; Dothideomycetes; Dothideales; Saccotheciaceae
Exons: 3
Coding region: 82-1656 (524 amino acids)
Molecular function (GO): catalytic activity
Source: RefSeq, a predicted model, not a curated record